UAGUUUGCAUUCAGUGUCAGAGAAGGAAGAAGUGGACGAUAUGAGAGAUUGAUUUUUAGAACAAUUACAGUAUUUAAACGUGAUUAACAAUGGAUUUGGCAAAAGUGAAAAAUGAAGACAAAUUAGACUUGUGCAGAAAGUAUUACAUUGGUGGCUUUGCUUUCCUGCCUUUUUUAUGGUUUAUCAACUCUGUCUGGUUCUUCAGGGAGGCCUUCCUAAAACCAGAAUACCAAGAACAAAAACAAAUCAAGACAUAUGUAAUACGGUCAAUGAUUGGAACAGUGAUAUGGAUAGCCAUUAUAACAACUUGGGUGGUUCUUUUCCAGACCAAUAGGGUGGCAUGGGGGAUCACUGCAGACAAAAUAUCAUUCCUUAUUCCUACAGGAAUACCAUGAAAAUGGUAACAUUGAUAAUUCAGAACCAUGCAAACUCAUAAAGAAGUAUCAUUGAAUGAUUCUCUAAUAAGAAUAGCCAAAUUCAAAACAGUCAGUUACAUUCUUAUCAUUGAAGAUCUCUUUGUCUAAAGGACGACAUGUAGUCUGCUUCAAAAUGUAAAUACAAUUAUAAAUGUGUUUAAGAGGUGUAUUUAUUUUUAAACUUGGUGCUCGUGAACAAGUUUACAAGUGAUCUGUGUUGUACACUUGGCCUAGAAGACAUAGAUCAUUUGAGAAGUCUUUUGCCAAAGCUGUAUACAUUGUAUCUUAAUAGUGAAAUGUAAUAUGUGUGUGAAAAGCUCAUAUAAAUGUAAACGUAGUUGCCAAGAGAGAGAGAGAGAGAGAGAGAGAGAAUAGCUUUAUGUAAUUUCUACUAGAAUAAAAGACAGAUUGAACUGUUAUAAAAUAUUACAGAUGUUG
This is a messenger RNA of Saccostrea echinata, 854 nucleotides long. RefSeq names its product gamma-secretase subunit pen-2-like. Gene Ontology annotation, cellular component: gamma-secretase complex. The record is from RefSeq and is a predicted model, not a curated record. The transcript has 5 exons. Bases 90 to 395 code for a protein of 101 amino acids. NCBI's taxonomy places the organism in Eukaryota, Metazoa, Mollusca, Bivalvia, Ostreida, Ostreidae. Gene Ontology annotation, biological process: Notch receptor processing.